Glycine soja is the source of this 3357-nucleotide messenger RNA. RefSeq lists its product as uncharacterized. The transcript has 7 exons. Bases 582 to 3014 code for a protein of 810 amino acids. Gene Ontology annotation, cellular component: nuclear pore. The record is from RefSeq and is a predicted model, not a curated record. NCBI's taxonomy places the organism in Eukaryota, Viridiplantae, Streptophyta, Magnoliopsida, Fabales, Fabaceae.
UUUAUUAUACUAUAUGUUCACAUUUUGAUUUCUGCCGCUGCCUACCCUCAUGGAGUAAGGGUUAUAGAUACUUUCUAAAUGAGAUCUUGAUCUAUUUUAUGCAAAAAAUUUGUGGCCUGAAAUUGAACAUGGUCCCCCUUCAGUUAUUGCAAAUUGUGUGUGCUAUAUAAUAAUUAAUGAACUUUCUGCACUAGUCAUCUUUCUGGGUUUUCCAUUUUUUGACACUCAUUGUGAUAAAUGCUUCUAAUGUCUUCACCUCACCUCUUAUCCCGAUAAUCAAAAUUGGUUUCCUUUUACGAUUUUUGCCUAUUACUCUCUGAGAAUCAAGCCACUUAUUUUGUCAAUACCUUUGCAGGUAGAAACUUGUUGUUUUGAGCCCCUGGAGAAACAGAGAGGUUCUGCAAGCACUUCUCUGGUGGUGGAAAAAGCACUAUUCUGGGGAGUAGGUAUUGUUAGUGGUUACAAACAGACUUUAGGAUUUGAGAACUAGCGCAUACCGAGCUCGCUAAGGUUAGUUACUGCUAUCAUUUCUCCCUGUCACAGCAUCUUCAUUUGAUUGAUAUUUGAAGGAAUUUGAAAGCAUGAAAGAAUUUGAGAAGAGAAAAGCUUCAAGGAAUAGUCAGACAAAGGGUUCAAGAAGAACCGAAAGGAGAGAGAAUAAAUUGCAUCAAGAUAAUUCUUCCAAAACAUUGAAUGAAAAAGGAACUGAAUCUAAGACACCCCAGGAUAGUAGACCAACUGCAAAUAAUUUUAUAAGUGAUUCAAACGCGGCCUCAGAGAAUUCAGAAACUUAUGAAAAUGUGAUUAUACAUUAUGUGGAUGAUGUCAACAGGUCGGAGGAGGCACUUGCCGAGAUGAAAGUUAAUGAAACAGUUGCUAAUGAAAACAAAAAUGAAGUGGCUGAUGAUCGUUCCAGUGAUUUGGAGAAAGAGCAAAAGGAAGGGAAUGAAGAAGUCUCGGAUACUGAGACAGUAAAGGAUUCAGUAUCUUCCCAAGGUGAUUCUUUCACCAAUGAGGAUGAAAGAACAGAAAAAGCUUUAAAAGAUCCUAAAAGCAAGGUUAAAGUGAAUCCUUCAGAAAGCAAUCGUGGAUCAAAGGAGAGAUCUGAUAGAAAAACAAAUAAAUUUCAAUCAAAGGUAUCAAAUAGCAAUCAAAAGAAACCUAUGAACUCAAAUAAAGGGCACUCCAAAGUUACAAACAAAAAUACUUCCUCAGCUAAUUCCAAGACCGUGAAAGUUCCUGUAAAUGUAUCAUCGGAAUCUCCUGAAGGUGUUGAUGAAAAACCUGUUCAAGAGGUCAAGGAACUUGUUAAUGAUGAAUCCUCCAAUGGUGCUCAGAGUGUAGGAAGUGAAGAUGAAAGUCGUGAAACAGUUAAUGAUGAAGAAAAUGAUGAGCACGAGGAUAAUGCAGCUGCGGAAUUAAAAAUUGAAGAAAUGGAAUUACGAAUUGAAAAGCUUGAAGAGGAGCUUAGAGAAGUUGCUGCUCUUGAAGUGUCACUUUAUUCUAUUGCACCAGAGCAUGGCAGCUCAACACACAAGGUGCACACACCUGCUCGGCGCCUUUCUAGGCUCUAUAUACAUGCCUGUAAGCAUUGGACCCAGAAAAGGCGAGCCACGAUUGCCAAGAAUACUGUUUCUGGUCUUGUUUUGGUUGCCAAGUCUUGUGGUAAUGAUGUUUCAAGGUUAACUUUCUGGUUCUCAAAUACCAUUGUGCUGAGAGAGAUAAUUUCACAAGCUUUUGGGAAUUCCUGUCAAGCUAGUCCCCUUAAAAGGUUGGUCGAGUCAAAUGCCGCUGGCAAGAGAAAUGAUGGGAAGUCUAUGGCACUGAAAUGGAAAGGUAGCUCCAAUGGUAAACCAGGAAAUGGUUUUAUGCCUCUGGUUGAAGAUUGGCAAGAGACAGGAACCUUUACAUUUGCUUUGGAAAGAGUAGAAUCGUGGAUCUUUUCUCGGAUAGUGGAGUCAGUGUGGUGGCAGGCUUUGACACCCUACAUGCAUUCUCCAGUUGGGGACUCUUCAAAUAAACCCAUUGGGAAGCUGAUGGGACCUGCUCUUGGUGAUCACAAUCAAGGGAACUUUUCCAUCAAUCUGUGGAGAAAUGCUUUCCAAGAUGCUUUUCAACGACUCUGUCCUGUUCGAGCAGGAGGGCACGAAUGUGGUUGUUUGCCUGUAUUGGCCAGAAUGGUCAUGGAACAAUGCAUAGCUAGACUAGAUGUUGCCAUGUUCAAUGCUCUUCUUCGGGAGUCGGCCCUUGAGAUCCCGACUGAUCCUAUAUCAGACCCUAUUGUGAAUUCGAAGGUUUUGCCAAUUCCAGCAGGAGAUUUAAGCUUUGGGUCUGGUGCACAGCUAAAAAAUUCUGUUGGCAAUUGGUCUAGAUGGCUUACUGACAUGUUUGGCAUGGAUGCUGAAGAUUGUCUGCAAGAAGAUCAGGAGAACAGUGAGAAUGAUGAAAAGCAAGGUGGAGACGGUGAACCUAAAUCUUUUGUUCUCCUUAAUGACUUGAGUGACCUUCUGAUGCUACCUAAAGACAUGCUUAUAGAUAGAAAUAUCAGACAGGAGGUGUGUCCAACCAUCAUUCUUUCAUUGAUUAUACGGGUUCUCUGUAACUUCACUCCGGAUGAGUUCUGUCCAGAUCCUGUUCCAGGAACUGUCUUGGAGGCCCUGAAUGCGGAGACUAUUAUAGAGCGAAGAUUGUCAGCAGAAUCUGCAAGAAGCUUUCCCUAUGUGGCUGCACCUGUUGUGUAUAUGGCUCCCUCUUCUGCUAAUGUGGCAGAGAAAGUUGCAGAGACUGAAGGAAAGUCUCACUUGGCAAGAAAUGUAUCAGCUGUUCAGAGUAGAGGAUAUACAAGUGAUGAAGAGCUAGAGGAACUUGAUUCCCCUCUUACAUCCAUCAUUGAUAAGCUUCCUUCAUCUCCAACAGUCACUGAAAAUGGAAAAGGUAAUAAUCACAAAGAGCAAGGGGGCCACCCCACCACAAAUGCUAGAUACCAACUCCUACGUGAAGUUUGGUCCAUGUGAACCUUGUCAGUUCCACAUGUGUACACCUACCAAGGGAAAAAUGGAUACGUUAGAGAUUUGGCUUCAAAGAAUUGUGAAUUGAGAAAAUUAAAAAGAAAUGGAAUAGAAAGAUUUUAGAUACUGUAAGAAUCUUCACCAAUAUCAGAGCUUAAGCCUGCAGUUUUAUUUUUUGUAUAUAAAAAUAAGUCAUUAUAGUGUAGUAUUUGAAAAUUUGUUCUGUUCAAUGUUUACAUCUUAGUGUCUGCUUUAUAUUUAGCAUGCAAGAUAUAUUUGCAAUAGAAAAUUUAGCAUUUAUUUGUUGUUAUAUACAAAAUCUUUUAUAAUUUACAAAGCUUACGUAUUA